Messenger RNA from Fopius arisanus, 596 nucleotides. RefSeq lists its product as uncharacterized. Lineage: Eukaryota; Metazoa; Arthropoda; Insecta; Hymenoptera; Braconidae. The record is from RefSeq and is a predicted model, not a curated record. The transcript has 2 exons. Bases 52 to 540 code for a protein of 162 amino acids.
UUCAGUGCUCCCCAGUGAGAUCCUGUCUCUAGAGCCAGCAGGAGCUUCCAAAUGGUGCAAAUAAACAUGCGAGUUUUCAAGAUUAUUUCACUCCUCCUCUCGAUCCUGACCCUCACCAGGAGUUCCCCGGUGUCAUCCCUCCGCCUGGAGCACCGGGAAGCCCCAGACGAUGACGUGGACACCCCGACAACACCUCGACCUGUCAUCAGCCCAGAGGACAGCUACGACCAACGCCAAAACGGCACCGAGAACUACCGGAUUCACGUGGACGGUUUAGUAGUCGUCGUGGCACCUGUCGAGGCUCUUCUCCUCGCCGGUGGCAUCCCAGACAAUUUCUCGAGCAUUCUGGUCCCUCCAGCCCCUGAGAAGCCCCUGGAGAAGCCCCUGGAGAAGCCCCAGGACGACCUCGAGCCCCUGAAACCCAUCGAGAAGCCCAACGAUGGAGAAAAACCACUGGAAGUCAAGAAAAUAUCCCACAGGGGAAAUCUCAAGCUCAUCAGCUUCCUCGCACCUCUUCUCAGACAUCUUGGACGACAGUAAAAACUUUGAACCAUCGAAGUCGCAUUUUUUUAUUGAAAAAAUAUUGAAGACAGUUU